Messenger RNA from Oryzias melastigma (Indian medaka), 13287 nucleotides. RefSeq names its product cytoplasmic dynein 2 heavy chain 1 (gene dync2h1). Bases 155 to 13057 code for a protein of 4300 amino acids. Gene Ontology annotation, molecular function: ATP binding; minus-end-directed microtubule motor activity; dynein intermediate chain binding. The transcript has 96 exons. The record is from RefSeq and is a predicted model, not a curated record. Gene Ontology annotation, biological process: microtubule-based movement. NCBI's taxonomy places the organism in Eukaryota, Metazoa, Chordata, Actinopteri, Beloniformes, Adrianichthyidae. Gene Ontology annotation, cellular component: dynein complex.
UGCAGAAUCCCUUGUGUCACGUGACCCAACCUGGCGUAGUUGCUAUGUUAUAACGUUAGCAUUAGAUCGCACAGAUGCAAAAACAUUGCCACACGGUCUAAGUCCUCUAAAACUGCGAGUGCACGGCCUUUUUUGGGGGGUAAAAGGCUGAACAAUGCCUCGUGGUUCAGAAGAUGCUCGUAAGAGGUUUCUCCUAAACACUACCGGAAACUUCUUUGCAGUAAAGCCUGCAUCCUCCCUGACGGACGAGGCCGAGCUGAACAACUUUUUGGAUGAUGAGAAUGAAUUUGUCUUGUCUAUCAGAAGACAUGGAAAUGAUCUUCAGCUGUCAAAUAAGAUCGAAGCUCUCAGGGAGAGCAAAGAGAAUGUUCUGGUGUUCUUCAAGCUGCGUCCCACAGUGAUCACAGAGGAAAACCUUCAUCAGAACCUUCUUGUUUCCUCAAUGCUGGAGUCUCCUAUCAACACUCUCUACCAAGCUGUCAAGCAGGUUUUUGCACCUGUUCUGUUAAAGGAUGAGCACUGGCGUUCAGCAUUUGACCCUAAGCUGGCAGGCCUGCUUAGUGACCUGGAGCUGGGCCUGGGCUCAGUGGUUCGCAGUUCUGGGGCAAAGUUGUCAAUGAAAGAGGGGUUCACCGAGGAAGAGGUUCUGGGUAUUCUGACCCCCACCGAUGAGUUCCAGUUCUGGGGAGAUGUCUCAGAGUCCGCACAGAAGAACAGUGUGAGAGAAAGAGCUACUUAUUUCACUGAGCAAUUUAAAACCAUACAAAAGGAGUACGAGGGUCUGGACGCCUUGUCUCUGUCAGAUGUUGUGGACCUGGUGGAGCAGAGCAGAGAAACUCUGGACGAUGUCUGGAGGCAGACUGAGUUCGAGCCUUACCCGGAGGCUCGCAUGGUCCGACUCAUGGAUGUCAUCGGUGGUGCUCUGGGAAGAUAUGUCCAGCGGAAACUGAGUGACGCCAAGGUUUUUGAGGAGCCGUUUGCAUCUGUGAGAGACAACCUCAGGAUGGCGAUCUCCGUCUGUGAGCAGUGGGUGACGGCGUGCCAGUUUUUGACCGGACAGGCGUGGAAAAAAUACUCUCCUCAUCCGUGGAAGGGAAGCAAGCACUGUCCACAGAGCCUCGACUGCCUCCUGAAAAGACUCAAUGAGGUGGUGACUCUGCGCGUGGUUCAUGAAAAACUUUUGUGUUUGCUGCCAGGAGGAAAACAGCAAGCCCUCACUUCAGACCGUGUCUUUGAACCUUUUGCCGGACUCAACCCUUUGCAUUACAAUCCGUACACAGAGCCUCUAUGGAGAGCAGCAGUGGCUCAGUUUGAGCGCCUGAUAACUCCGUCAGAGCAGGAGGUCGCUGGGAGACUGAAGGCCUGCAUCGCUGACGUGCAGGAUAACCCACAGCAGCUGUUGCAGGUGUUCCAGAAACAUAAGGAGUUGAUCAGACGGCCCACCAUCAACAAAGAACUGCAGACGGAAAGAGAGAUGCUUUUAGCCAGACUCUUGGACUACAACAAGGGCUUGAAGAGUAACUUUGAGAGUCGUUGCCAUGGCGGCCCUGGAGAGAAGUUUGGUCCCCUCAGUGGCAGGAACCUCCCUGAAGUUGUUAAUAAAAUAGUUUGGGUGCGGCAGCUCUCACACAAGGUGGAGGACUCUGUCCGCAUAGCGAAGGCUCUGCUCCCAGACCUGUCUGGAUUUAAGGCUUUCGUGCUUUUCUGUGAUGACCUACUGGAAGUCCUGAAGGCUUUUGAACAGGAGCAGUUUGAGGACUGGUCUAGAGAUAUCCUCUCUGGACUGGCUGAUCCAAAGUCUGGAAUCAGUCUUCAGGCCAGCGGCCGUGUGAUGGACCUGGACCACGCAGAUGGUCGGCUGAAGAUCCACUACUCGGACAGGCUGGUCAGUCUCCUCAGGGAGGUCAGGCAGCUUUCUGCUUUGGGUUUUCCCAUCCCAGCAAAGAUCCAGCAGGCGGCCAAUACAGCUGAUAAAUUCUACAGAGAAGCCAUCGUCCUAAAACAGGUGGCCCAUUUCUACAACACCAUUGACCAACAGAUGAUUCCUUCUCAGAGACCCAUGAUUCUCAGUCUGGCUCUCGCCUUUGAACGGGUCAUCAAGAACCCUCGGUCCCUGUCAAAGGAAUCAGGCGGUAAACUGCAGAUCACCUGGGAUAACCCCAAAGAGUUACAGGGUUACAUUGCCAAGCUCCAGUCCGCUGCGGAGAAACUGUCCACCGAAAACAGGAAGUUACGAAAAUGGCACACCGACUUCAUCGACAAGGUGGUCAGUCUGAUGAAUGUCGACCUUUUGAGGCAUCAGCAGCGGUGGAAGGAUGGCCUUCAGGAGCUCCGCACUGGCUUUGCCACUCUUGAGGCUCAGGGUAUCAGGGUGGAUGACAUGCGGGUGUGGCGUCUACACUGGAAUCAUCAGCUGUACAAGGCUCUGGAGCACCAGUACCAAACUGGAUUGGAGGCCCUAAACAAAAACUUGCCUGAAAUACAAAUUGACCUUGUUUUCAAGCAGGGUCGCUUACAGUUCCGUCCACCAUUCGAGGAGGUGCGAGUGCGCUACUUUAGAGAAAUGAAGCGUUUCAUCUCAAUCCCAAACCAGUUCAAGGGUGUCAGUGUCCAGGGGGAGGAGCUUAUAUUCACCGUAAUGAUCGACAGAAAUGCCUCAGGGUUCCUCACCAUAUUCAGCAAAGCCGAGGACAUUUUUGGCCGACUUCAGGCCAUACAUCACAAGUUUAAGGAGUGGGUGGUGCUGGGCCAGGUGGAUUUAGAGAAGUUGGUGGAGAAGAAUCUGAUGUCAGUUCAAGACUGGGAGAGAAAUUUCAAAGCCCUUAAAGCCAGAGGGAAAGAGUCAGAACGCCUGCCCAGCCAGGAGAAGGUCGACUGCAUCACAGUCAACUGUGAGCCGGUCAAAAGCACAAUCGAUGAUCUGAUCCAGAGACUGUUUGACAUGCUGCUCCUGUCACUCAGAAAGUCCAUACAAAGUCACUUGCAAGCCAUAGACAGUUUUGUGUCUGAAUCAAUGGAGACCCUGUCCACUCGUCCAGAAAACUUGGAGGAGAUCGGAGCAGCUAAUAGCAAAUAUAAGCAGAUACUCUCUGGCAAGCCUGAAAUCCUGCUGCAGUUCCAGAGUGCUGAGGAGAAGAACCGCCUGCUCCGCGCUGUGGCUGGGGCCGGUGUGGACUCCCUGUCCUCCUUGAGGGCCAAGUGGGACAAACUGGAACUGAUCAUGGAGAGCCACCAGCUGAUGAUUAAAGAACAGGUGGAGGUCAUGCGGGGUCAUGCGGCAGGACGGAUCAGCGCCUACAGGGCAGAUCUGGAGCGUUUUAAACUUCGCUGGGAUCAGCUUAAACCCAAAGAUGAGAAUCUGGAGGGGGGGGAUCAUGCCGCCUUGCUGGCAUGUCUUCAAACCAUCAGGGACAAACAGCAAGAGUUUCAGGAGCUGGAGCUUGUACGCAGCAAACUGCUUGAGGACUGCACAUACUUUGAUCUCGAGCCUCCAGACUUCUCCAUGGCGGAAGAGAUAAAGAUUGACAUGGAGGAGCUGAGUCAAACGUGGAGUUUGUAUGAGGAGUGGCAGGAGGGCUACACUGAAAAGGCCCGAGAGGACUGGAUCACAUUCAGGAGUAAGACUUAUGUUUUUGAAGAGUUUCUGCUGGCAUGGCAGGACAGAUUAAGGAAACAAGAGCAACCCACUGCCAUGUCUGUGAAGCUGCUGGCAGAAGUGGAUAAAUAUAAGAACAUGGUUCCUGUGCUGAAGUAUGUGCGUGGGGAGCACCUGUCUCAGGACCACUGGUUGGACAUGUUUCGCAUGCUGGGUCUCCCACGGGGGACAACCUUAGAGAGGCUUACCUUCAGCGACAUCCUUGGAGUAGCAGAUACAAUUGUGGAGAGGGCGAAGGAGCUCAAGGACCUGAACAGCCGCGCUCAGGCGGAAGUGACGAUCAGAGAAGCUCUUCGGGAGCUGGAUUUAUGGGGAGCUGCAGCCUCCUUCUCCCUCACUGAGUACACAGACAGCAGCGGGCGCACGCUUAGCCUCAUCAAAGACUGGAGGGACGUAGUCAGCCAGGUGGGAGAUAACCGCUGUUUGCUGCAGUCCCUCAAAGACUCGCCUUAUUACCGCAGCUUCCAGGACAAGGUCAGUCUUUGGGAGGUCCGUCUGUCAGACUUAGACGAGUAUUUGCUCAACCUGAACGCCAUCCAGAGGCGCUGGGUUUACCUGGAGCCCAUCUUCGGACGAGGAGCUUUGCCUCGGGAGGAAGCCCGCUUCAAACGGGUUGACGAAGACUUCAGGUCUAUAAUGUACGAUAUCCAGAGAGACACUCGAGUGGUGUCCCUGAGCUCCAGAGCUGGAAUCAAAAGCUCCCUUGUCGCCAUACUGGACCAGCUGCAGCGCUGCCAGAAGUCCCUCAAUGAGUUCUUAGAGGAGAAACGAUCGGCCUUCCCACGUUUCUAUUUCAUUGGCGACGAUGAUCUCCUGGAGAUUCUGGGUCAGGCAACCAACCCAAGUGUCAUCCAGUCACAUCUGAAGAAGCUCUUUGCUGGUAUCCACAGUGUUGUGUUUGAUGAACAAUGCCAGCACAUCGUGGCCAUGUGUUCUCUGGAAGGAGAAGUGGUGCCGCUCAGAACUGCUGUCCGCAUCUCCAGUCUUGUUGAGGUGUGGCUAGGAGAGCUGUCUAUGCAAAUGAAGGAGACCUUGAAACAUCUGCUGUAUGAGUGUCUGAUGGCAGCGAAAAAAGGAGAUGUUGACCCCUCACGCUAUCCGUCUCAGAUUUUGUGUUUAGCUGAGCAGAUCCAGUUCACGGAAGAUGUGGAGAAAGCUUUAAAACAGCAACGUCUGCAGCAGCUGGAACUUGAGCUUAACAGUAAACUGGAGCACUACACCCGAGUGGACACCAACUCUGAGGAUUCUCCUAACACAGAGUCCAGCAUCUUACAGCUGAAGCUGAAGGCUUUGAUCCUGGACAUUAUCCACAACAUCAGCAUGGUGAAGCAGCUCAACCAGGCGGGCGUCACCAGCACCGACGACUGGGCCUGGAGGAAACAGCUACGCUUCUAUAUGGGAGCAGACAAAUUCUGCCACAUUCAUAUGGUGGAUGCACAGUUCAGUUAUACUUAUGAGUAUCAGGGAAAUGCAGCAAAGCUGGUGCACACUCCGCUGACGGAUAAAUGCUACCUGACUUUAACCCAAGCCAUGAAGAUGGGGCUUGGCGGGAACCCUUAUGGGCCUGCUGGCACCGGCAAGACCGAGUCUGUCAAAGCCUUAGGGGGGCUCUUUGGACGGCAGGUGUUAGUUUUCAACUGCGAUGAGGGCAUAGAUGUGAAGUCUAUGGGACGGAUAUUUGUGGGCUUGGUGAAGUGUGGAGCUUGGGGCUGCUUUGACGAGUUCAACCGUUUGGAAGAAGCUGUUCUCUCUGCAGUUUCGAUGCAGAUUCAAGCCAUUCAAGACUCCCUCAAACAUCAUAAAAACACAUGUGAACUGCUGGGGAAGGAGGUGGAGCUGGACCCAAACUCCGGGGUGUUCAUCACUAUGAACCCUGCGGGUAAAGGCUACGGCGGCAGGCAGAAACUUCCCGACAACCUGAAGCAGUUGUUCAGGCCUGUAGCCAUGAGCAAGCCAGACAAUGAACUCAUCGCUGAAGUCAUUCUCUACUCAGAGGGGUUCAAAAACGGAGAGAUGCUCGGGGGAAAACUGGUCGCUGUCUUUAAUCUGGCCAGAGAGUUGUUGACGCCCCAGCAGCACUACGACUGGGGCUUGCGGGCUCUGAAGACGGUUCUGAAGGCCUGUGGAAGUCUCCUGCAGCAGCAGAGGAGACGUCACGACAAGGAGAGGGAAAUUCAGGAGAGCAGCCUGGUGGUGCAGGCUCUGAGGCUGAAUACCAUGUCCAAGCUGACGUUUGCAGACAGCUCUCGUUUUGAUGCGCUGGUCAAAGACGUCUUCACCGGAGUUAACUUUACGGAUGUGGAGGACCAGAUUCUGAUUCAAGCACUGGAGCAGGUUUACCAAGAGGCUCAACUGGAACUGAUACCCAGCCAGCUAAAGAAGGCAUUGGAGCUAAAUGAACAGCUGAGGCAGCGCAUGGGUGUGGUCAUCGUUGGGCCAAGCGGAGCCGGCAAGUCUACUCUCUGGAGGAUGCUCCGGGCUGCUCUGAGCAAGACAGGAAAAGUGGUGAAGCAGUACACUAUGAACCCUAAAGCCAUGCCCAGGCAGCAGCUUCUGGGACACAUAGACAUGGACACCAGAGAGUGGGCUGAUGGCGUUCUGACACACAGUGCCAGGAGUGUGGUCAGAGAGCCACAGGAGGUGAACUCCUGGAUAGUUUGCGAUGGGGACAUUGAUCCAGAGUGGAUUGAAAGUCUCAACUCGGUCCUUGAUGAUAAUCGGUUGUUAACCAUGCCCAGUGGAGAGCGAAUCCAGUUUGGACCCAAUGUUAACUUCCUGUUUGAAACCCACGACCUCAGCUGUGCCUCACCGGCCACCAUUUCCCGUAUGGGCAUGAUCUUUCUCAGCGAUGAGGACAUAGACGUGGGGGCUUUAAUGAAAUCGUGGUUGAGGGGCCAGCCAGAAGAGAGUCGCAGUCACCUAGAAAACUGGCUAGGAGACUAUUUCCAAAGAGCACUGGACUGGGUCUUCAAGCAGAAUGACUUUGUGGUGGAAACUAGUCUGGUGGGUACCGUUUUCAACGCUCUGUCGCACCUCAGUGCCGUGAAUGAGAGAGGAGAGUUCCUCGUGGGUCUGCUGAGGGGCUUGGGAGGAAACCUCAAUCUUAAAAUACGACAGGAAUUUGCUAAAGAGUUACUGAGUUGGGCCAGAGAAACCCCCCCAGAUUCCAGAAAACCCCUUGACACCUACUAUGAUAGUAAAAGCGGCCAUCUAGCAGCUUACACCUUCCAACAUCCGGAGAAUCUGACGCUGGAGCAGUUCUCUCACGCUCACAUGCUGCCUGUAAUAAAGACGACGGGGAUGCAGAGAGGUCUGCAUGGCUUUUUCCCGUGGCUCACCGCUCCACACAGGCAGCCCUUCAUGGUGGUAGGCCCUGAAGGCUGUGGAAAAGGGAUGCUUCUGCGCUACGCUUUCUCUCAGCUGCGCUCCACUCAGGUCGCUGUGGUUCACUGCAGCGCCCAGACUUCAUCUCGCCACGUUCUGCAGAAGCUCAGCCAGACAUGUCUGCUGCUCAGCUCCAACACGGGCCGAGUCUUCCGACCCAAAGACUGCGAGAACCUCGUUCUUUACUUGAAAGACAUCAACCUACCCAAACCUGACAAAUGGGGGACGAGCAACCUCACUGCAUUCCUUCAACAAGCUUUAACAUAUAAGGGAUUCUAUGAUGAAAAUCUUGAGUGGGUCAGUCUUGAGAACAUUCAGGUGGUGGCCUCCAUGUCAACAGGAGGUUCUGUCUGCAGUCACUCUCUUACUUCGCGCUUCUGCUCCAUUGUUCGCAUCUGUGCUAUAGACUAUCCAGACAGAGAGCAGCUUCACUCCAUCUACUCGGCUUACUUGCAACCUGUUCUCCAGCAUAGCCUGGGCAGCCAAGCAGCCUGGGCCAGUACAGGGAGAAAUCAUCAGCUGGCUGGUUCUAUGGUGCAGCUCUAUGAACAGGUGAAAGCUAAGUUUACAGUGGACGACCACAGUCACUAUCUCUUCACGCCGUGUAUCCUGACGGAAUGGGUCCUCAGUCUGCUGCGAUACGAUCUUACUGCAGCUCAAUCUAAUGUGACAGAAAGUGUGCUGGAGGUGGUGGCCUACGAGGCCAGGAGGCUCUUCAGAGAUCGUCUCGUUUCCUCUAAAGACCUCCACACCUUCGACAACAUCCUGUCUUCGGUCGUUCGUGGAGACUGGAGCUCAGAUGCUCUGGACAACAUGACUGAUGGUUUCUAUGUGACGUGGGGAUGGUCUGAAGGGACUGUGAUGGCUCCAGGCCAGCCUCUGCCUCCUCAUGGAAAACAAUUAGGUCGUCUUGAUUCUGCUGAUCUCAAAGAAGUCAUACAGAAGGGGGUAAUGCUCUACAGCCGUGACAACAAGGAGCUGGACCUCCUCCUCUUCUGGGAAGUGUGUGACUUUGUGUCCCGGGUGGACCGGGUCCUUAGUCGACCCGGUGGUUCUCUUCUUCUGGCGGGGCGGAGCGGAGUGGGUCGGCACACAGCGGCGUGCCUGGUGUCUCACAUGCACGGAUAUGCAAUGUUCACCCCCAAGAUUUCCCGCAGUUAUACACUGAAGCAUUUCAGCAACGACCUGAAGACGGUGAUGCAACUAGCUGGACUUGAUGGCCAGCAGGUUGUUUUACUUUUAGAGGAUUAUCAGUUUGUCCAUCCAUCUUUCCUGGAGAUGGUGAACAGCUUACUGUCAUCAGGUGAAGUUCCAGGUCUUUACACUCCAGAGGAGCUGGAGCCGCUGCUGUCCCCACUUAAAGACUCUGCCUCCCAGGAUGGGUUCAGUGGGCCGCUCUACAACUACUUUUCUCACAGGAUCCGACAGAACCUCCACAUUGUUCUCAUUAUGGACUGCUCCAACUCAAACUUCACCAUAAACUGUGAGAGCAACCCAGCUUUUUACCGCAAAUGUUCUGUUCAGUGGAUGGAGGGAUGGUCUGAAAGCAGCAUGAAGAAGAUUCCUGAGCUGCUCCUCUUAAAAACAGAAGAUGGAGGCAUCAAUGUCAGAGAAAAAGCAACUGAUGGGAAAAGCUCUGGGUCCGAGCAUGGAGACCUGUGCCGCUUCUUCCUCAUGGUCCAUGAAUCGUGUAAAGAACACGGGGCAACACCAAGCCAGUACAUGGCAUUUUUACACGUGUAUACUUCUUUAUACAGCCGUAAGAAAAACCAGCUGACAACCAGACAGCAACAUUUGCAGGCGGGUGUGUCUAAACUGAAUGAGGCCAAAGCGCUGGUUGAUGAUUUGAAGAGGCGGGCUGCAGAGCAAAGUGCACUGCUGAAGACUAAACAACAGGAGGCAGAUGCUGCCCUGCAGGAAAUCACCACCUCCAUGCAGAACGCCAGUGACCAGAAAACCGAGAUGGAAAAAAUCAAGGAAAAAAUGGCGGUAGAGGUGUCCAAGAUUGAAGAAAGGAAAGCCAAAAUAGAAGACGAGUUAAAAGAAGUUCAACCUUUGGUAGAUGAAGCAAAGCGAGCAGUUGGAAACAUCAAGCCUGAAGCUUUGUCUGAAAUCCGCUCCCUCCGCAUGCCCCCUGAUGUCAUCAGAGACAUCCUGGAGGGGGUACUAAGACUGAUGGGCAUCUUUGACACCACCUGGGUCAGCAUGAAGAGCUUUCUGGCCAAGCGUGGUGUGAGAGAGGACAUCGCUACGUUUGAUGCCCGGAACAUCACUCCAGAGAUUCGCCAGAGCGUGGAAGAGCUGCUCAACAGGAACAAGGCCUCUUUUGACCCCAAGAAUGCAAAGCGUGCGAGCGCCGCAGCUGCUCCUCUGGCGGCCUGGGUCAAAGCCAACGUCCAAUACUCCUUUGUCCUCGAGAGAAUAGGACCACUGGAAAAAGAGCAAGCUGGACUUCUGGAAAAUCUUCGAAAAACUGAAAGUAGGAAGAACAAACUUGAGGAUCAGCUGAACAAUGUUGGAGCCAAAGUCAACAAGCUGAAAGAGAAGUUUCAGUGUCAUACUGCAGAGGCUGCUAAGCUGGAGGCCGAGGUGACGAAAGCCCAAGACACCAUCACCGCCGCCGAGCAGCUCAUAUCACAACUGGUUGGAGAACACACACGCUGGAAUGCACAGAUGUCUGAGAUCAAGACCGAGUUGGACACACUUCCUUUCAGGACUUUACUGGCUUCCGCCUUCAUCACCUAUCUUUCUGCUGCUUCUGAAGACAGGAGAAGACACUGCCUGGAGACGUGGAUGUCUCAGUCCGGGCUCCAGAAAUUUGACUUGCGCUCAUUCCUUUGCUCUGAGAGCGAACAGCUGAUCUGGAAAAGUCAGGGUCUGCCGUCAGAUGACCUCUCCAUGGAGAACGCAUUGGUUAUUCUGCAGAGUGUUGCUUGUCCAUUCCUGAUCGACCCAUCAUCCCGAGCAACAGAGUGGCUGCGGACACAUCUCAAGGAGCACAGACUAGAGGUUAUCAAUCAGCAGGAUAACAACUUCAUGACAUCCUUAGAGCUCGCUGUUCGAUUUGGAAAAACGCUCAUCAUCCAGGAGGUGGAUGGUGUAGAGCCUGUGCUUUACCCACUGCUGAGAAGAGACCUAAUAGCCCAAGGACCCAGAUACGUGGUUCAAAUCGGAGACAAAGUUAUCGAUUACAACGAGGACUUCCGUCUGUUUCUGGCAACGCGAAACCCGAGUCCCUUCAUCCCUCCUGAUGCUGCCUCGGUGGUUACAGAGGUCAACUUCACCACCACCAGGGCCGGCUUGAAAGGACAGCUUCUAGCUUUGACCAUCCAGCAGGAGAAGCCGGAGCUGGAGACAGAAAAAACGAGAUUAUUGCAGCAGGAAGAGGAUAAGAAGAUACAGUUGGCUCAGUUGGAAGAAUCUCUGUUGGAGACUCUGGCGACAGCUCAAGGUAAUAUACUGGAGAACAGAGAGCUGAUCGACAGUCUGAACCAGACGAAGGCGAGCAGCGCUCUGAUCCAGGAGUCUCUGGUGGAAUCACACAAGCUGCAGACAUCCUUGGACCAGGAGAGGGAUGCUUACCUACCUCUCGCAGAGAGCGCCAGCAAGAUGUAUUUUGUCAUCACGGACUUGUCAAAGAUUAACAACAUGUACCGCUUCAGCCUGGCUUCCUUCCUGCGCCUCUUCCAAAGGGCUCUUCAGGCCAAAAAGGAAGACGGAAUCACAGAAGUCCGGAUUGCUGCUCUGCAGGCCAACCUGAAGAACAUGGUGUAUGAAUAUGUCUGCCGCUCACUUUUUAAGGCUGACCAGUUGAUGUUUGCCUUGCACUUUGUGAAAGGGAUGCACCCUGAACUCUUCCUUGAGAAUGAAUGGGAGGUGUUUGUUGGAUCUAUAGUGGGAGAAAUGUUUAAGAAAGAGGAAUUCCCUGCUUGGAUUGGUCAGGAGAGACAUGGAGCAGUGGCCGUUUUAAAAGCCACAUUCCCUGCUCUCCACCAAACCCUUUGUUUGAGUGACUCAGACCUUUGGCUGUCCUUCAUGCAAAGCUCACAGUGUGAACAGGAAAUCCCAUCAGCCAUUGCCAAGAAGAUGAGUCGCUUCCAGCAGGUUUUAAUGGUUCAAGCUGUCAGGCCAGACCGCCUGCAAAGCGCCAUGACUGCCUUUGCCUCUCAAGCCCUCAGUAUGAAAGAGCUUUCACCGCCGCCUCUGAAUCUGCGCCGCCUCUACGCUGAGACAAUGGAAUGGGAGCCAGUGUUAAUCAUCAUCUCUCCAGGAGCAGACCCAUCCCAGGAGCUUGCAGAACUAGCGGCAGAGACUGUUGGCAGGGACAGCUACCAUGAGAUAUCCAUGGGUCAGGGACAGGCUGACGUUGCCUUAGCUACACUCAGAGAAUGUUCUCGAAACGGAGACUGGCUUUGCCUGAAAAAUCUCCACCUCGUCACUGCCUGGCUGCCCCUUCUGGAAAAAGAGCUUAACGUCCUUCGUCCUCAUGCGAAUUUCCGACUCUGGCUGACAGCAGAAGUUCACCCCAAGUUUCCUCCCAUUUUGCUGCAGUCCAGCCUAAAGAUCACCUAUGAGGCUCCUCCAGGGUUGAAGAAGAAUCUUUUGAGAACAUAUGAGUCCUGGACUCCGGAGCAGAUCAGUAAAGGUGGCAGUCUGGCCAGGGCACAGUCACUUUUCUGCCUUGCAUGGUUUCAUGCCGUCUGUCAGGAGAGAAGAAACUACAUCCCACAGGGCUGGACAAAGUUCUACGAAUUUUCUUUGUCGGAUCUUCGGGCUGGCUUUGACAUCAUUGACAGACUGUUUGAAGCUGGUAAAACGGUCCAGUGGGAGUUUGUCCACGGACUGUUGGAGAGCGCCAUCUACGGCGGACGCAUAGACAACCCGUCAGAUCUUCGCAUCCUGCGCUCCUACCUCAAGCAGUUCUUCUCUGCACGGUUCCUGUCCUCAGCUGGACAGAGGAACAGCAGAGGAGACGGGAAUGUCUUUCCGCCUCAGAUCAUCCUCCCGAGCUCCUGCUCCAUUUUGGACUACCGCAGAGUGAUAGAGAACCUCCCAGAGGAUGACAGACCUGCAUUCUUUGGUCUUCCCGCCAACAUAGAGCGGUCCUCUCAGAGAAUCAUCAGCUCCCAGGUGAUUUCUCAGCUUCGUAUCGUCAGCCGUUUCGUGGCCACAGGGUCAAAGUUUGACCGGGAGCUCUGGUCCAACAGUCUUUCACCCAUCCUCAACUUAUGGAAGAAACUCAAUCAGGGGUCAACUCUGAUUCAUCAAAAAGUGGAUCCACCUGCAGAAGGUCAAAGGUCACCGAUCUUGUCUUUCAUUGUUUUGGAGCAGUUCAAUGCCAUACGCUUGAUCCAGAAUAUCCAUCAGUCUCUGGCUGCACUGAGCAAAGUCAUCAGAGGAACCCAGCUUCUGACCCCAGACGUGCAGAAGCUGGCCACUGCUCUGCUCAACCAAGAGUGUCCCAUAACAUGGCAGAAUAAAUGGGAAGGACCAGAAGAGCCGAUGCAAUACCUCAGAGCUGUAGUCACUCGGGCUCUCGCCAUGCAGAGCUGGGUGGAACGUGCAGGCAGACAAGCUCUUCUGUCCAACAUCCUUGAUCUGUCAGAGCUCUUCCAUCCAGACACCUUCCUCAAUGCUCUGAGACAGGAAACAGCCAGAUCCUUGGGUUGUUCUAUGGAUAGCCUGGUGUUUGCGUCGUCUUGGAGGAGUCCGCUAGCACAGGCCAAGCUGCAAAUACAGGUUGGGGGUCUGCAGUUGGAGGGCUGUCGUUUUGAUGGCGUCCAUCUAAGCGAGAACCAGCACCAUUCUCCCAGCGUGUCGGCGGUUCCAACAUGCUACAUGGCCUGGGUUCUACAGAACACCGCUGCAGACCGUCCUGCUUCAGAGGAGAGCAUCUGGCUGCCGCUGUACACCAGCUCAGAGAGGGUGAAGGUGGUCACACACAUCCCUCUGCCGUGUGGAGCAAACGCCAGCCACUGGAUUCAGACCGGAGCCGCUCUUUUUCUCAAACAGCAGUGAACACAAGUCGUUUUAGAAAAGCCCAACUGAUAAAGAUUGUUACCAAACACGUUUUUAGUUGCUUAUGGGGCCACAGAAGUCAAACUUUGGCAUCCGGUAAUAUUUGGUGUAAAAAUGUUACAAAAAUGUUGUUUUUUUAAGCUUAUUUAUUCAAAACUACUUUAUUUUCCUAAGAAUUCUGUCAGCAGUUAGUGUUUAUUAAAGUAUGGUCUCUUUAAUCAUUUCAUCAA